GGCGGGCUGAAGGGCUGGAGGCGUUGCUCGUGCCCUCCUCCUCCUCCUCCUGUAGGGCCAGCAGACAGUGUGAACUUGAAUACUGACGGGCUCAGCACCGAACGACAGUCAAGUCACACAUCAUUGCUGUUUUAUGAGAUUUAUAGUGUCCGUUUAGUUCUGGUGUAGUUUUAGAGGAUCUUCUCUCACUAUGUCCAGACGAAAACUCGGCAGCAGACCGCAACACCUGAGCGCAAUGCAAGACGCUCCGGAUUCCUCAGUCAUCCCCGGCGUCUCCUUGCCGUCACCUGAGCGGAUGCCUCAGCCUGAAGAUGGAGGCCGUGACCUGUUGACAUGUGGCCAGUGUGGUCAGGCGUUCCCGCUGGCCCACAUCCUCACCUUCAUCCAGCACAAACAGGGUGGAUGCAGCACAGCCAGAGCCCAGCCUCAGGGCCACACCCCUCCCUCUCCGGCCAAUCGGACGCUGCAGUGCGGCCAAGGAACACAGGUGGAGGCGGGAUACGUGGAGCUCCGGCGGAUGACGGACAGGAGAUGGAAGGAAGAGCCAGGUGUGAGGGUGGAGGCCAACCGAGCCGAGCCCUCCAUUUUCACCUGCCAGGUGUGUCAGUGUAUGUUCUCCAGCGCAUGGACUCUCCUCCAGCAUGCUCAGAAUGCACAUUCUCUCAGCAUCUACCAGGUGGAGGACGACACCACCACGCAGACAUCAAAACCGCCGGCCACAAUGGAUCCACGUCACCUGGGCGCCACACUGGCCUCUGCAUUCCAGCCGUCCUCCCAGAGAUCAAUCCGCCCUCACAAGCCUCCCCACAGCUCCACCCCUGCACCACGCGACCUGCAGGGCCUGAACUUCUCCAUGUGUUUACAGCGCCUGGCGGAGGUUAGCUGCAACAAUGGCGGAGUGGUACCUUCCCCAUCCCCGUCUCCACCGGCCGCUUCGCCUUUUCCCCACUCCACUCCACCUCUUCACACAGCCUUCUCCUGCCAGCUGUGCGGCCAAGGCUUUCAGUCAUUGCGCAGCCUGUCCGCCCACCGCCGCACUCACGCCUGUGAUAGGCCCUACCACUGUGGUCUGUGCCAGCUCACGUUCUCCCAGAGUGGCGAACUUGCACGACACAUGAGAAGCCACCGUCGUUCUGGACAGGAAACAUCUGAUCCCAGCCUUGUCAGUGCGGAUGAAGACAGAAAGCUUUCUGGACAGGGAGAUAAUGAUAUUUCCGGUGGUCAUGGAGCCAGCUUGGAAGCUGGAAAGCAUCCAGGAGGUACCAGCCUGAUCUUGAUAUCUUCUCAGUCCAGGGCUGCGGAUCGCAAUCUGCUGCGGUACUACCAGCCUCUGAGAGAAGCAGAAGAAGAGGGUCAAGGUGAUCCUCAACAUCCCUCUCCCUAUGGCAGCCCCUCGGAGGGCUCUCUGGAGAGCGGAGAUACAGGUGGAAGUGGCGAGAGUGGGAUUGCCAGCGGGAACUGCACACCAAAGCGCCCCGAACGGGAAGAUCGUCCUCAAGGCGAAUGGGAGCAAGAGGUGGAGGCAGUGGAGAUAGUCCAGGACUGGCAGCAGGAGAACGAAAGGAGGCAGGUCACCAGCGGAGGGGGCAAGAAGAAAAAAGAAGAGGCUUGCGAAUUUUGCGGAAAGUGUUUCCGUAACAGCAGCAACCUUACGGUCCACCGGCGCAGCCACACGGGCGAAAGACCGUACCGCUGCGGACUCUGCAGCUACGCCUGCGCGCAGAGCAGCAAGCUCACACGCCACAUGAAAACACAUGGUGCCCGCGGGACACGCGCCCCCUUUCAGUGUCAGCUUUGCUCUGUCCCGUUUACCGUCUAUGCCACGCUGGAGAAACACCUCAAGAAGGUCCACGGACUCACUCACGCUAGUGCCGGUGCCUACAGCCAGGGCUUGCUUGCCGAUUACAACGGCCUCAAUAUCAAAAUGGAGGAUGACUCCAUAGGAGAUAAAUCAGGAGCUCCCAUCAAAGAAUCUAAUGUGGAGCUCAAAGAAGAGGACGCUGAAAUGAGGGUCAGUGCUGAAGAGGCCCCUUCCUCUGAAGAAACAGGCAGUACUGCGGCUCUGGGUGAAACCGCAGUAUAAAAAUAGCAGCACUUCUGAACAUGACACUCUUAUGACCAAAACCACCAAACAUGACGAUCUUCUGCCCUUGACUCAGUAUGCGCAUCUUAUCAAAAAACCAAGAAGACCUUACCCGCCUUGACCUCAGUCACUCUAGGGAGUGAUGCUGGCACUGAACGAGACUUGAUAAAUUCUCAUAUCAGUACAAGUGCCUACUGUUAAAGCCUGACAUGCAAUAUUGAAAGACUUCUGAACUCUUAGUCCCAACCACCGUUGUCAAGGCACAUGGUACCCAGAACAUUACAUUUUGACUAGUAGAGCAUAGUCAGAGUAUACGGAGAUGGUUACAAAUCAUUUGAGCCUUUUGUUGAGCCCAAAAGACAAUCGGACAGCAGGAGAUCUGUCAAUGUGAUUUUGCAAUUCUGAAGUGGACACCUUGGGUUUACACUGUUGUGGCACUCUACCACAGAGCCUUAAAGGUUCAUGGUUCAUAAAAAUCUGUGUGUGACAAAAAAGGGAAUGGUCUACAUCAGGGAUGUCCAAUCCUGCUCUUGGAGGGCUAGUGUCCUGCAGAGUUUGGCUCCAACCUUAAAGGGUUAGUUCACCCAAAAAUGAAAUUUCUGUAAUUAAUCGCGUAUCCUCAUGUCGUUCCAAACCCGCAAGACCUGUUCAUCUUCGGACACAAAUUAAGAUAUUUUUGAUGAAAUCCGAGAAGGUUUUUUUUUUUUUUAAUCUCCCAUAGAAAGCAGUGAAAUUACAACAUUCGAGGUCCAGAAAAGUAGUAAAGACAUCAUUAAAAUAGUCAACGUGACUACAGUGGUUCAACCUUAAUGUUAUGAAGAAACAAGAAUACUUUUUGUGCACAAAUACAAAACAAAAAUAACGAUGAUAAUUAAUGUAACUACAAGGAAAUUGUUGAAUAAAGUUAUUUUUGUUUCGCGCACAAAAAGUAUUCUCAUCGCUUCAUAACAUUAAGGUUGAACCACUGUAGUCACAUGAACUAUUUUAAACGAUGUCUUUAAUACCUUUCUGGACCUUUAAUAAUGGUAAUUACAUUGCUUUCUAUGGGGGGAUAAAAAAAAAAUCUUGGAUUUCAUCAAAAAUAUCUUAAUUUGUGUUCCGAAGAUGAACGAAAGUCUUACAGGUUUGGAACAACAUAAGGGUAGGUAAUUAAUGACAGAAAUUUCAUUUUUGUACGAACUAACCCUUUAAUUAAACACCUGAAAUGGACCUUUGAUAAACUUUCAGGCAGGUCGGAGCUAAUCUCUGCAAGAUGGCGGCCAUCCAGGAACAGAAUUGGACACCCUUGGUCUACAUCAGUGUAGUAAGAGUAUGACUUGCACAGAUGACAAUAGAUGAAUUUGAGCUUGUGUUUUCUCAACUAUCUGACAGGGUCGUUUGCUUUUUUGAUACUGUAUAUUAAAUUGGACUGAUUGGGUCUGUGGCAAUACAUGUUCACUGUCACAUAUCACUGUUAAAGUGCAUUUGUUUGCCAUUUAGUUUAUCAUUUAGAAUGUCAAAAUUGUGUAAAUGUAUAUUUUAGUUUGUGCAACAUAUUCCACAAAAAUGUUUAUAUAGCCACUCUACUGCACAACACAUUCAUUUUGUAUUUUGUGAGCCUGUUUAGUCUGUUUACAGACAUUUGUUUUACUGCCCGAGCACAUAGAAAUACUAUGAAACGUUUAAUUUCUUUUUGUCAAUGGUUUCUCCAGGUUGUGGAAUGAAAAGCCUCGUUUCUGAUUGGGAAACAGUGCUGUUGAAUGGUGAACCCACUGAGAGAGCACUUGUGUUUGUUUGUGUUUAUGUGAGAAAGAGUUAGAGACCAGAUAUCUGAUAAAUCUAUACAGGGAAAGUCUGCUUUGUUACAGUUUUGUAUUAUUAUCAACGUCAGGGAACUGUUAUGUUACAGUUUAUGUUUGUGUGGUUCAAAAAUGGUAGAAUAAGUCAUCAAAUGGAAUUUAAAAAAAGCAUUUUUUCUAUUUUUUUUUGUAUUAACAAAUGUGAAAAUAGUUGGACAUCCAGUUGUCCGUUUCUUCAGGGAGCAGCGAAAACAAAGCUCUUUUUGUCCUCUGUAUAUUGUUAUAAUCAUUUCUGUUGAUGAAAUAUGUCAUGUCUUAUGUGAUUUCUCCCUGUGUAGCCCACCACUUUGUGUAUUUUGUAUUAUUAUGCAUAUUUGUACAAUAAUUAAAAGACUGAGGCAAAGUCA
Molecule: messenger RNA, 4268 nt
Organism: Ctenopharyngodon idella (grass carp)
Lineage: Eukaryota; Metazoa; Chordata; Actinopteri; Cypriniformes; Xenocyprididae
Gene: znf296
Product: zinc finger protein 296
Exons: 3
Coding region: 191-2083 (630 amino acids)
Biological process (GO): positive regulation of transcription by RNA polymerase II
Cellular component (GO): nucleus
Molecular function (GO): DNA-binding transcription factor activity; RNA polymerase II cis-regulatory region sequence-specific DNA binding
Source: RefSeq, a predicted model, not a curated record